AACGUCUAGUUCCCCAACCCACCCCUAACGUGUCGUUCCUCUUUCAAAUGGGUUUCUUCAUAACUGAACCCCAAAAAACACAUCUUCUCUUUUCAAAAACAUAACUGAAAGGGGUUUCUUUUAUCUUCUAUUUUAAAUUGAAAUUGAUAGUUCUCUUCACAUAAUAAUGCCUAAGCGGAAGUCACCAAUAAAAAGUAAGUUGAAGUUAGCAAGUAAAGGGGUGAAAUACGACACUAAAUUUGUUGUUGUGGAUAAUGAUUUUACUAAAACUCCCAUUCUUAGAAAAACAAGGGCAAAGAGUGUCGAUGAUAUACCCUCUAUUAAAGUUAUGACUAGGUUACAAAGUAAAAUGGGAGUGAUUCUGGCAAAAAACAAUUGAAACUUCAAAAAGGCAAUGCUUCUAAAAGGAAGCGAGCAAUGGGUGGGGAAGCGAGCAGGGACCAAGAUGAUGUUGGUCCUUCAAAGAAAAGAAAGAAACCUAUUCAUCGGGAUGAGGAUGAUAAAGAUGAUGUUGGGUCAUCAAAAAAGGUUCUUGUGAAGAAGAAAAACUGUCGUAGCAAGCCUGAUUUGAAGCUUUGGGAUUUCUAUGUUCGUCCCCGUGAUCGUUUCUCAACUCGAGUUAGUGUGCACACAAAUUGUCUCAUUGUGGAUAAGUUGAAAUCCAAAUUGGAUGCUUCGAUAAUUCAGAUGUUUAAAGAUACAUAUUUUGGUUAUUUUUUAGAUUUGCCACCAGCUUUCAUCCAAAACCAACUUAUACAUGCAUUAUUGCUUAGGGAAGUUGUGUCAGAUAGAGAUGAUGAGAUAUGGAUUAGAGUGAGUAAGACUAGGUUACGCUUUGGACUUGGAGAGUUUGCUCUAAUUACCGGCUUAAAGUGCACUGGCAGUGAUAAUAAGAAUUAUCCUCUUGACCGGCCAAGUCGGUUGAUGGCGGCGUAUUUUCCUGGUAUGUUGAAGGUUACAAAGGGUGAACUGGUUGAAUAUUUUGACAAACAAAAAUGACAAUCUGAUGAGAAUGCAUUAAUGCUUGCUACUUUGUACUUCAUUCAUACUUUUAUUUUCUCUAUUACAAAUAUUGAUGUCAUAACAAAGGAUGAUUUCUUGUUGGUCGAGACUGGUGAUUACAAAUCAUACCCUUGGGGGAAAGUAUGUUUUUCGACUAUGUUGGAGUCGAUGAAGAACAAGGUUUGGAAGAUGAGUAGCAUGUAUCGGUGUGGCGGUUUGCCUUUGGCUUUUCAAUGUUGGUUUUAUGAAUGUUGUGGAUAUGCCGAUAAAAAUCUUGCUAACCGGAUAUGAGAUAGAGUGCCACGCAUUCUAAAUUGGUCUGUAAGUGAUAAUCAAAAGGUGACCUACAAAAGUUUGAAGAAAUCAUUUUUAAAUCUUAGCCGAGAUGAGGUGGUUUUGAGUAAUAUUGUGCCAUCUGAUGUUGAAAAAUCAUCGUUCGAGUUGCCUGCUUUUGAACCUGUUUGUAAAGAAGAUGAAAUUUGUGUGGAUGCGAGUUCUCAACAGAGUAUUCCGUCUACUAAACUUCCCAAAAAGCAUAAAGCAACCAUGAAAAGUGAUGAUUUGACACUACUGAGAAGGGAUUUCAACGUGCUAUCUGGUGAGGUUGCCAUAUGAAGGAAUUAAUGGGUUCCUCCUUCCAAAAGAUUUUUAAAGCGUUAAAAAUAAAGGAUGAUGUGUGGGAACAACGUGAUAAAAGAGAGGAGGACCACCAUGAUAGUGACUGGGUCGGUGAUGAUGGGGUUGAAAAAAAUGAUGACAUACUAGGGGGCAUUCUAUAGGUGAUGAUCAUAUGGCGAACGAGGAGAACAGUGGUGGGGAGGAGAGAAAAAAUAACAAUGAGGGUGAUUUGUCUGAUGCCUGCGCUAACAGUGAGAGUAACGAGGAGAACAAUGGUAGGGAGGAGAGAAAAAAUAACAAUGAGGGUGAUUUGUCUGAUGCCUGCGCUAACAGUGAGAGUAAGGAUGAGGGUAAUGAUGUGUUAGAGGAUCAGGUAGGUGAGAGCAACAAGGAGGGUGACGAUGUGUUGGAGGAUCAUGUAGUUGAGAGUAAGAAGGAGGGUGAUCAUGUGUUGGAUGAGGAUAAAAGCAGCGGGGAAGAUGCAUUCUGGACCGCUAUCCUUGAUAGUGAAUUCUCGAAAUUCACUCAGCCUGGUAGUGAUAAAAAUGAUACGAUACGGAGGGGGUUGAUAAUAUGGUAAAGGAUUUUGUGGAUGAUAAAAAUGAUAAGACUACGGAAGGUGGUGAUUGGGGUUUCUCUAAAAUCACCAAAGGUUUUACUGACAAUUUGACUGCUUCAGAAUGUAAAAACAGUGGGGAUGAGUUAGCUGAUAACAUUGAGGAGUUCGAUUGGGCUGCUAUACCUGAUUCCGAAUUCUCAAAACUUACCCAACCUGGAAGGGGUAAAAAUGUAAUCAAGGGAGCGGAUAAAAAUGUUGUUGUUACAAAGUUAGAGAAAAAUGUGGUGGAGGAUUCUCUAGAAUGGGACAAAGGUGUUGUUGUUUUGGACGACACACCUGUAGUGGCUCGUAGACCUCGGAAACCAGCUAAGGCAUGUGAAUCACCAUAUGUGACAAAUUUUGAAUCUAGUGGUAGUAGCGUGCAAGGUCCUGUUGCGCCUUUAACUAAGCGCAUUUUCUCUACAAAGCACCCUUUCGAAACAAGUGUGAACUUGCUAUUGAUUUCAAUCAAUUUUGUUAAUCGGUCAAUACGAGUGAAGGAAAAGCUUGUUUAUUCAGAAAAAGUUAAUAAGCUGAAAAAGAUUUUUGACUUUGGAGUUGCAUCUAUUGGAGAAAGAGAAUGGUUCUUCAUACUUGCAUAUCUCGGGCAACCACUAAAUAUUGAUGUGCUUUUUUAUUAUUUGAGGAAGAAAGGUAAAUAUAGAAGUGUUGAUGCUUCAUUGAAAUUCACAACAACUGAUUGUUGGUUUAACUGCUUGAUACAAACUAUGUACAAGCAAUUUUUGGCGAAAAAUAAAGAUGUCAACCUUAUUACUCAAGAAGAUCCAAUUGCUGAAUAUAUGCUGGGGUAUUUCAUGAGGUGCAAUGUGCCAUGGUAUACUGUUGAUGAUAUCUUUUUCCUUGUAAAUGUUGCUGAGAAUUGGCAUUGGAUUUUAGUGAGAUUAUCUUUUAAAGAUCAUUGCUUUUAUAUAUAUGAUUCGAUGGGUGGUGCAUGACAAAAUCUUACAGUCAAGAAAGCAGUUGAACCAUACUUUACUUUGAUCCCACAUUUCCUUUCUCGUAUUGACUUUUGGGCCAGUAGGAGUGAUGGAAUACCAGCAACUGAUUUUCAGAUCCGGAUAGUUGAUGGAUUGCCAACCCAAGCUAACACGGACUGUGGUAUAUUUGUUGUUGUUUUUGCUGAGUACCUUAUUCAAGGCAUUGAAAUCCCCAAAGAUAUAGAUGAUAUUGAUGCUUUCCGGAGCCGAUAUGGGGUACUGCUAUGGGAUUAUGGAAAAAAGAAACAAAGUAGAAACGC
This is a messenger RNA of Lycium ferocissimum, 3476 nucleotides long. RefSeq lists its product as uncharacterized. The transcript is spliced from 8 exons. The record is from RefSeq and is a predicted model, not a curated record. Bases 2194 to 3174 code for a protein of 326 amino acids. Lineage: Eukaryota; Viridiplantae; Streptophyta; Magnoliopsida; Solanales; Solanaceae.